This is a messenger RNA of Prunus armeniaca (apricot), 285 nucleotides long. NCBI's taxonomy places the organism in Eukaryota, Viridiplantae, Streptophyta, Magnoliopsida, Rosales, Rosaceae. The record is from the annotation of a GenBank genome assembly.
AUGUCAUCUGAUUCAGGACCCUUUGUCAUGCCCAAUCUUCCAGGGGAGAUCAAGAUGACAGGAGCCCAAGUGCCUUAUUUUCUGAAGGAGAAUAUUGAUAAUGACUUGACACAAUUAAUGAAACGUGCUCAGGAAUCUGAGGUGAGGAGCUAUGGGAUUGUUGUCAAUAGUUUCUAUGAGCUCGAACCUGUUUAUGCACAUUAUUACACAAGGGUCUUGGGGAGGAAGGCAUGGCAUAUUGGUCCUCUUUCUCCGUGCAACAGGGACAAUGAGGAAAAAUCAUAA